AUCUGGCCCAAUAUUCUCGUGUCUCUGUUUUUUCAUCGGAAAUCUUCUUCGAUCGCUUUUGCCUGGCCGCUGAUUUCACAGAGACUUGUUAUUAGGUGUGGAUUUAGCUGACCAGAGACCGAGACAUUCGUGAGCUAGAAUCGGAGAUUAGUAAUGGCGAAUCAAGGAGCUAAGAAGCGUAAGGAUGAGAACGCUCGACACAUGGCCAAGCUCCGUCGAAUCAUCAUCGCUUGCAAUGUUGUGUAUGUCAUAGUGAGGAUGCUGAUUUUUCAUUCAAGCUUUACAUGGAAGCAUUGGAUUGGGCUUGUGGUAACCUCGUUGGGUUACGCGAUUCCUUAUAAGUUUCUUGAUCAAAUGGCAAAGCCUAGUAUUACUGAUAAUGGUGAGCUUAUUGAUGGUGGCUUCGACAUGAGCACUGGUGGAGUUUGUGGAUACUUGCAUGAUGUACUCUACAUCACCUGCUUCGUGCAGCUAACAACUAUCAUUUCUGGAAAGUUUUGGUACACGUAUCUAGUGAUUCCUGCAUUUGGAGCGUACAAAGCUUCUGGACUUAUUAGAGGAUUCCUGUCACAAGGUUCAGAGGGAGGUGUAGAGGAUGAGAAAACUCGCAAAAAGAGGGAGAAGAUGGAGAGAAAAGCUUCCAGAGGGCAAGUCGUCAGGACAAGAACGCGAUGAGUGUUCUUUCCUCAAACAUACAAAGUGCAAAUCUUGUUGUACGGAUGUAGCUAUCUUUACACUAUAUAUUUGAGUUAAAUGGAUGUGUUAAAGAUGGAGAUUUCUA
Molecule: messenger RNA, 781 nt
Organism: Eutrema salsugineum
Lineage: Eukaryota; Viridiplantae; Streptophyta; Magnoliopsida; Brassicales; Brassicaceae
Product: transmembrane protein 208 homolog
Exons: 5
Coding region: 154-675 (173 amino acids)
Biological process (GO): vacuolar protein processing
Cellular component (GO): intracellular membrane-bounded organelle
Source: RefSeq, a predicted model, not a curated record